AUGGCGUCUAAUGGCAAGGACAAGCACUACUGGACGCAGCUCAGGUCUGCUCUUACCGCAGGGCAAUGGAAUACCCAGCAUCCUUCAAGGACGCCGAAUGGCAUUGCCCUCACCUGGAAGGAACUCUUUCGAAAAUUCAACAAACAUUGCCGUGGUUUCGAGGACGUGUGCGAGGUCGCAUCCAAGACGCGCUUGCUAGGUCUCUUCCUCGUUGCCAACUCCAAAGACGAAGAUCAAGACGAUCCCCUCUCUCCCGGACGAGAGCUGCUGAUUGGCGACGAAUGCAUCUUGUCAGAGGAACGGGUCGCCGAGGGUCAGGAGGCAUUCGAUGAAUUGAAGAAGUUAGAGGCUUCCAAUUUUGACACCCUGAACUUCGCCUUGGCCUACUAUGCCUACGCCUUGGGACGGCCGGAGGAGUGCAUUUCGCAGCUGAGCAAGGUCCCAGACGUUUCGCAUGUCCAGAACCACAUUCCUUCUAUCCCAGCGUCGCUUCGCUCGAACUCACUCUCACUGCAAGUCCCAUCUACGGUGGGCACAUCCCUGUCUUCUGGGAGCGGGAGCGUCAUGUCUGCGGCAUCGACGGUCUCUAUCGAUGAAAUCAAGGACGGCAGGGCUUGGGCGAUGACCGAAACCAUCCGCAGCAUCUGUCUCCAAGGGAUGUCAUACGAAAAGGUCUCUGACUCGUCAAGCAUGGUCCCCCUCAAGUCGUACGGCGGCGCGCUCCCUCUGCUGAGUCUGUUUGAAUCCGAACUGGCCGCGCUCGCGUCGAUGGCGCCCCUCACAACGACGGCUACUGGCAAACUGGACUUUAAGCAUUUCUCGCAUUUCCGUGAGUUAUGGCGGUGGAUAGAGAGGCUGCUCUGGCGGGCUAUUGCGCUAUGUGCUACGAGCAGCAACUUGCAGAUGUUGGACUCGACGCGUGUGGACUCGAUAUGGGUGUGGCUGAAGCAUUAUAUGGCCUGCAGCACGUACUGGCCUCCCUCGUUCCGCACGCAGCACCGAAGUGUCAUACUGUCUCUCCAUCUUCGCUCGCUGGUGAUUCUGUAUACGUCACCGUCUCAAAUAGCCUCAUCAGCGGAUAGUUACAAGUCACCUCAAUGGCUACAGGUCGCUCGUUCCGUCGUGGCAGAGUGUCAAUCGGUGCUCAGCGUCUGUACCCAAUUCCCCCGCGCAGGCGAGAGGAAUGCGAAAGUCGAAGACUUUGUUGAUCUCUGUGUCGCAGUUUGGGAAGCGAGUGGUGCUAUGGGAGAGCAUAGCGGUUGGGUCAUUGAUGUCCUCUGGUGGGCUACACGGCUGACUUUCAACUCCCCGCGGAUAUUUCGGCAUAUGACACGAUUAUUCUACGUCUCAGGUGAUACAUCGCUUGCUAAACGGACGUUGAAGCUGUAUAUACAAGUUGUCGGUAAAGCGUAUCAAACACUAACCUCGGACGGGGGCAACCCUGACAGUGUGCCAGACGAGAUGCCGAAGGAGGUGUUGAGUGGUGAGCCAGAAGUAGAUACGGAUAGGAAUUGGGUGGAGACUCUGUGCCAGGGGGCGCGGAUGUUGUGCAAGUCGGCUGCAUCGGUGAAGGAGGGGUUCAUGGACGAUCUUAAUGAUGCUGGUGAAACUAUCGAGAAAGCGAAGACGAGAUUGAAUAAAUCCGAGGCGGAUCUAGUGGCCGCCGUGCAGUUGGCGGAGGGCAUAUGGCGGGGCGUCCUUGCAUUGAAGUCGAACGACCCCUACGCACGCCCGGGAAACCUUGCCCUGUGCCACGAAUGUCUGCUUGAGUCUCUGGCUACGCGCCCUACGCCCUCCGCUGCAUAUCACCUCGCGCUUUCCUUUGCGCGGCCCGGACCCACACAGGACAUCGAGCAGGCUAUAACCCACGUUGCUCAAGCGAUGGAGGGGGACCCUAAGGAAGUGCGGUAUUGGCAUCUCAUGGGUCUUCUGCUGUCUGGCGCAGAGAAAUGGCAGGCGGCUCUAGAGAUCUUAGACAGCGGCGCGGAUAUCGGAGAAGCGGCGCACGGUGACGAUGCUGGUGACGACGACGAGGUGACAGAGACAGUGAAUGCAGACGUGGACACCCUGACACCGAAUCCCUUGCGCACGCCCAAUGGAUUUGGUGGCGCCAGCAUGCACAGCGUUGUGGACACCAAGCGCAAUGGACCUCAAUCCACCCGCUCGCCGUCUCUCCAUCCUUCGUACUUCUCGGGUAGCGGCAGCGAUGGGGUGGAUUUGGACAUUCCGUCAUUGUCGCUCCUACCGAACAGCACCGGAACCAUCCCCCCGUCUUCCUCCUUACUUGGGCCGAUGCCCGACCACCCGAAACCAUCCACGCAAGAACAAUUCGAGUUUUCUCUACAGCUGCGGAUGUCUCAAGUUGCGAUGAUUGAGUACGUCGAAGGGGCGGAAGCUGCGGACCCGAAGUGGAUGGAUGUAUUCGCGUGGGUAGCUGAGAAGCGGGGCAUCGUCGCCCAACAACCGAGGACAUCUCUGGAUGGCGGCCGACCGCCCCAGCCGCUUCUUAGUUCUCAAGCGCGACCGAACAACGAAGGCAACGGCGAAAACAAUGGUGGAAACAUCUCUCUUACGUCUGUUCCCCCGCCAAUCCCAAUCAACAUACUACCAGCAACACCCGACGCCCACUACGACCGGUUCAUCUCGGAUAACCGAACGUCUUCAGACACGGAGAUGCCUGAUACCGUAGAAGCGGGCGACGAAGAAGGGUCGCAUCCACACCAUCACCACCACCAUCUUCCGUCCCUCCACGUGUCCAAACGCUCGCAGUCUAGCGAACGAGACAGCUCAAAGGCCUCGAAGAGGGUCCAGAAGUUCGUGAAAAGCGGCGUGCACAAGGGCCAGGCGACGAUCACGACCAUAUCGAAAAAGAUUGGCAAUGGUGUCGUUAGGAAUGGUCCGCUGCGCAGAUCUACAUCUACACCAGACUUCCAUGCGGCGCUGAGACCGUCGUCAUACCAAGCGUCCUCCAUCCAUUCGCGCAAACGUCUCAGCUCGAUUAUCCACUCACAUGACUCGCAUUCAUUCACUGAAUCUCCUCCGCCGCCUCCGCCGCCUCCUUUGCCCAGCAACUCCGAACAAACAAGAAAGCUGAAUAGCAGGACGAAAAAGGACAACAGGCUCCUGAGCGAUCUGUGGCUUAUGUCCGCGGCAACCUUCCGUCGCCUAGGCAAGAUUGAGCAAGCCAAAGGCUCGAUACAAGAAGCGGAAGUCCGGGACGAAGAUAAUCCUAAUGUUUGGGUUCAGUUGGGGUUGUAUUAUACUGCAUUGGGGCAUACCCGACAUGCUAUUGACGCAUUCCACAAAGCCAUGUUCAUUGAUCCGGAUGAUAUCUCAGCAUCCGUCCAUCUAUGUCGACUCUACCUGGGAGCCCCAGAUAUGGCCUCUGUCUCGCACUUCAAACGACGGCCACCUUUGCCAGACCAUGUCGAUCUCGCCGCUGGGAUUCUGUCUGAUCUGACGAAGGGUGCCGGGUGGGACGUGCCAGAGGCAUGGUACUAUUUGGCGAAGGCGUAUGGGUUGCAGGGUCGGAAAGAGGGCGAGAGGGAGAGUUUGGAGAGGGCACUCAGGUUGGCGGAAGGUCGCGCUAUUAGGGACGUUGGAUCAGCUUUGGGGUGGUGUCUGUAG
This is a messenger RNA of Pleurotus ostreatus (oyster mushroom), 3627 nucleotides long. RefSeq lists its product as uncharacterized. Gene Ontology annotation, molecular function: protein binding. The transcript is spliced from 8 exons. The record is from RefSeq and is a predicted model, not a curated record. The coding region runs from base 1 to 3627 and encodes 1208 amino acids. Lineage: Eukaryota; Fungi; Basidiomycota; Agaricomycetes; Agaricales; Pleurotaceae.